Messenger RNA from Lottia gigantea (owl limpet), 2049 nucleotides. RefSeq lists its product as hypothetical. Gene Ontology annotation, cellular component: membrane. The coding region runs from base 1 to 2049 and encodes 682 amino acids. Gene Ontology annotation, biological process: transmembrane transport. The transcript is spliced from 12 exons. The record is from RefSeq and is a predicted model, not a curated record. Gene Ontology annotation, molecular function: ABC-type oligopeptide transporter activity; ATP hydrolysis activity; ATP binding. Lineage: Eukaryota; Metazoa; Mollusca; Gastropoda; Lottiidae.
AUGUGUAUAUUUGUUGUUGUCAAACUUCUUGGAUUAGCCGAUAUCGGUUCUAAUUUACGUGACCUAUGGAUUUGGGCGAAUUUAUCUUGGGGAUUUAUCUCCUGUGUGAUUUGUGGAGUCCAAUGGUAUUUGUUGACUCUGAUAAAAGUGACUCCUCGUAUUUGUCGUGUGACUGAAGAAGAUCGAAGAUGUCUGAAUAUAAAUACAGAUUGUGAGGAAGACACAGCAGAAACUGAAGAAGACAAACAAGAAGAAGAAGUAAAUAAAGCAAGUGUUAUGCGAUUAUUAGCUUACUCCAAACCAGAUUUACCCUAUUUAUUAGCUGCCUUUUUAUUCCUUACUUUGUCUUCUACUGGUCGUAUUUUUUUACCAUAUUUUACUGGACAAGUUAUUGAUGGUAUAGCUAUAGAGAAAUCUCAGACUAAAUUUAUUAAUGCAUUGAUUACUAUGUCUCUAAUAACUUUAGCAAGUGCUAUAUUUGCUGGAUUAAGAGGCUCUAUCUUUACCUAUAUUAUGGCUAGAUUAAAUUUACGGAUUAGAGAUGAUCUCUUCUCAUCUAUAACACAGCAGGAAAUAGGAUUCUUUGACAACAUUCGAACAGGAGAUUUGGUGUCAAGAUUGACCAGUGAUACAUCAACUAUGAGUGAUGCUUUAGCGCUCAACAUUAACGUCUUUUUACGAAGUCUGAUUACUUCAAUUGGUGUAAUAGUUUUUAUGUUUAAAUUAUCAUGGAAAAUGUCUCUAGUUACCUUUGCUGGUUUACCAAUUAUAAUCAUAGUAUCUAAAUAUUAUGGUACUUAUUAUGAAACAUUGUCAGAAAAAGUACAAGAUAGUUUGGCUAAAGCUAACGUUAUAGCAGAAGAAGCCUUAUCUACAAUGAGAACAGUUCGUAGUUUUGCUAAUGAAGGUGGAGAAAAAUCACGAUAUUACAAGGCAUUAACUAUUACCUAUAGAUUAGGUGUUAAACUAGCAUUGAUAUAUGGAGGUUAUGUGAUCUCCAAUGAGGUUUUUGAAUUGAUAUUGACAAUAGCAACAUUUUAUUAUGGUGGACAUUUAGUUAUAACUGACCAGUUGACAGCUGGUAAUUUAGUAUCAUUUAUAUUAUACCAAAUACAGCUAGGAGAAUGCCUGGAUGCUAUAGGUGAUGUAUAUACAGGAUUGAUGCAGUCAUUAGGAGCUUCACAUAAAGUAUUUGAGUAUAUUGAUCGUAAACCUGUCAUCUUUAAUAAUUAUAAGGGAUACGAACCAGACAGGUUACAUGGCAGAAUUGAGUUUCAAAAUGUUAACUUUUCCUACCCAACUAGACUAGAUACUACAGUUUUGAAGAAUAUAAAUAUCAGUAUAGAGCCCGGUGAAAUAGUAGCACUAGUUGGUCCUAGUGGUGGUGGAAAGUCUUCACUAGUCAAUCUAUUACAACAUUUCUACGAGACCCAAUCUGGUCAAAUAUUAUUAGAUGGUGUUAAAAUACAGAAUUAUAGUCAUUCUUAUCUACACAGAAAGAUAUCUAUGGUUGGACAAGAACCAGUUUUAUAUGCUAGAACAAUUUCUGAGAAUAUUUCUUAUGGUUUAGAAGAGGAAUUUUCACAAGCUGACAUACUGAAUGCUGCCAAGUUAGCCAAUGCUCAUGAUUUUAUUACUAAGAUGACCAAGUCUUACGAGACAGAGACUGGAGAAAAGGGACUUCAGAUUUCAGGGGGACAGAAACAACGUAUAGCAAUUGCUAGAGCUUUAAUACGUAAUCCAGUAGUAUUGAUAUUAGAUGAAGCUACAAGUGCUCUUGAUUCUGAAUCAGAACAUGUGGUACAGCAAGCUAUUUAUAGUAAUGUUAAAGGUCGUACAGUGUUGAUUAUAGCUCAUAGACUCAGCACUGUGGAAUCAGCUGAUAGGAUUAUAGUAAUUAACCAAGGACAAGUGGCAGAAGAGGGACGUCAUGAGGAACUGUUAGCUAGAGGUGGAAUGUAUGCUAAUCUAGUUAAGAGACAAUUGAAUACCUUAGACAUGGGUUCGAGCAAGUCUCAAACGGACAUCACAGCUUCUGUUUUUUUUUAG